CUUCAUACUUGAUACUUCAUAGGUUUUGCGGAUUUGCUCAGCCUAAACCCUCUAACUCAUAAUCUGCCUUCGGCCUCUUCCCAGCCUCCCUUCGCCGGUGACAGAGAGUGGGACACCCUUCAACCUUCCACCCUUCUCAGCUCCAGCCUUCAUCGCAGCUUCGCUGCUCCGUGUGCCUUCUCUCACUCUCACUCGAGGGAGCCAACAAUAACCCACCUUGUAGCUCUUUUCUGCUUCCCUUUGCUCCCUUUCGCACCUUUUUUACCACAGCAUUACCAUUUACUUUAAAUCCCAUUAACAAAACACACAUAACCCUAGUGGUACUGAUGACGAGGGUCUACGGAACCGGCAUAUAUGAUUUCCGGCGGCACAGGGUGGCAGAGUACCCUGUGGAAUCGAAGGCAGUGGACUCGAACCAGAAGCCCGGAGGCGGUGGCGUGCCAAGCACAAUUACGCUGUCAGAGAUCCAGCGCGACAGGCUCACGAAGAUUGCGGAGGCGAGUUGGUUGAAGACGGGCGAACCCAAGAAAAAGCCCUUCGAUCCUGAGCUGGUUCGCAAUAUAUACGAGACGGAGCUGUUGGUGGGAGAUGGGCACAAGCCCGUUCCUCUGCAGAGGGUAAUGAUUCUCGAGGUUAGCCAGUACCUCGAGAACUACCUCUGGCCUAAUUUCGACCCUCAAAACACCUCCUUUGAGCACGUCAUGUCCAUCAUCCUCAUGGUCAACGAAAAGUUCCGAGAAAACGUGGCGGCUUGGGUUUGUUUCUAUGAAAGGAAGGAUGUUUUCGAAGGCUUUCUUGAGAGGGUUCUUCACCUAAAGGAGGGAAGAGAUCUUUGUAUAGCAGAGAAGACAAAUUACUUGGUUUUCAUGAUAAAUGCCUUUCAGAGUUUAGAAGAUGAGGUUGUUAGCAAGAUAGUCUUGAGACUAGCAAGUUUGAAAUCCUGGUACAGUUUGUCUUAUGGUCGGUUUCAGAUGGAGCUUUGUCUUAAUCCGGGUUUGAUCAAGAAAUGGAAAAGGAUGAUAAGGAGGGAACCUGUGAAGGGAGAUCCAUCAACUACAGUUGAAGUGAUGUUCUUGAGAAACCUAAUAGAAGAAUUUCUGGAGAUACUGGAUUCACAGGUCUUUUCCCAGAGACAUUUAUCUGGUGAAGAUGAGCUUAUUGAUGAUGGUGGUUUGGGGCUUGGUAAUGAUGCUUGUGUACUGUAUUGUGAGAGGUUUAUGGAAUUUCUUAUUGACCUCUUGAGUCAAUUGCCUACACGGAGGUACCUGAGGCCGCUUGUGGCUGAUGUAGCCGUAGUUGCCAAAUGCCAUUUGAGUGCACUCUAUAGGCAUGAGAAGGGGAAACUUUUUGCACAGUUAGUCGAUUUAUUACAAUUCUAUGAAGGGUUUGAAAUCAAUGAUCACACUGGCACACAGUUAACAGAUCAUGAAGUUCUUGAAUCUCAUUAUAGUUGUAUGCAAUCAUUCCAGUUACUCGCAUUUAAAAAGAUUGACAAGCUGUGGGAGCUUGCUUUGAGUAACAUCGGUUCAAUCCACAAGCGUGCAGAUCUAUCCAAGAAAUUGUCUGUCCUUCUUCCUGAGGAAUUAAGGGAUUUGGUUUGCUGUAAGCUCAAACUGGUUUCUAAGGAAGAUCCCUGGUCAGAGCGGGUUGAUUUUCUUAUAGAAGUAAUGGUGUCCUUUUUUGAGAAGCAACAAUCUCAAAAGGAAGCCAUCAAUGCUCUUCCUCUAUACCCAAAUGAGCAGAUUAUGUGGGAUGAAAGUGUUGUACCAAGCAUAAAUUAUUCUGGAGAAGGUUGUUUGGCAUUGCCAAAACUUAACUUACAGUUCUUAACACUUCAUGAUUAUCUUCUUCGAAAUUUUAAUCUCUUCCGACUUGAAUCAACAUAUGAGAUACGUGAGGAUAUUCAGGAAGCCAUUCCACACCUUCUUGCAUAUAUUAACAGUGAAGGAGAAACUGCUUUUCGUGGUUGGUCAAGAAUGGGGGUGCCAAUUAAGGAAUUCAAGAUAAUUGAAGUGAAACAACCAAACAUAGGUGAGGUCAAGCCUUCAUCUGUGACAGCGGAAGUUACUUAUAGCAUUUCAAGCUACAGAGCACAGGUUAGAUCAGAAUGGGAUUCAUUGAAAGAACAUGACGUAUUGUUUUUACUAUGUAUUCGCCCCUCGUUUGAACCGCUUAGUACGGAAGAAGAAGCCAAAGCUAGUGUGCCACAAAAACUUGGUCUACAAUAUGUUCGAGGAUGUGAAAUUAUCGAGAUUCGUGAUGAAGAAGGAACCCUUAUGAAUGAUUUUUCUGGAAGGAUUAAAAGGGAUGAAUGGAAGCCACCAAAGGGGGAUCUCAGAACAGUUACUGUGGCUUUGGAUACUGCUCAAUACCACAUGGAUGUCAGUAAUAUUGCAGAGAAAGGGGCAGAAGAUGUUUAUGGUACAUUUAAUGUGUUAAUGAGAAGAAAGCCAAAAGAAAACAAUUUUAAAGCCAUCUUAGAAUCAAUAAGGGAUUUAAUGAAUGAAUACUGCAUUGUUCCUAAGUGGUUGGAGAAUAUAUUUCUUGGUUACGGUGAUCCUUCGGCUGCACAGUGGACUAAGAUGCCUGAUCUGCUGGAAACAGUAGAUUUCAAAGAUACUUUUUUAGAUGCUGAUCACUUGAAGGAAUGUUUUGUGGAUUAUGAGGUUUCAUUCACUAAUCCCAAUGGGACAGAAUGCACGAAUCCAAGGCCUCCUUUUAAGAUCAUGAUUCCCCGAACACUCAAAGCAACUGCCAGUUCUCUUCACAGGAGUGCAACAUCUGUUGGUGGACCAAACAGUAUCAAUGUGGAUGAUGAUAAUCAUCUGAAAGAAACACUUAUUGUUGAGACUUAUACACCCCCGGACCCUGGUCCUUAUCCUCAAGAUCAGCCAAAACAGAAUUCAGUUAGAUUUACACCCACACAGGUUGAAGCAAUUAUCUCUGGCAUUCAACCUGGCCUGACUAUGGUUGUAGGGCCGCCUGGUACAGGAAAAACUGAUACAGCUGUGCAAAUUCUGAAUGUUUUAUAUCAUAAUUGUCCUUCUCAGAGAACCUUAAUAAUUACUCAUUCAAAUCAGGCUCUAAAUGAUCUGUUUGAGAAGAUAAUGCUGAGAGAUGUUCCUGCACGGUAUCUCCUUCGACUUGGUCAAGGAGAACAAGAGCUGGCAACUGAUCUUGAUUUCAGCCGUCAAGGACGUGUUAAUGCAAUGCUUGUUAGACGGUUAGAAUUGCUGAGUGAAGUCGAGAGGCUAGCAAGGUCUCUUCAACUUCCGGAGGAUGUGGGUUACACAUGUGAAACUGCUGGAUACUUUUGGUUGCUUCAUGUCUAUUCACGCUGGGAGCAAUUUCUUGCUGCUUGUGCUGAGAAUAAAGAUAAGCAAAGCUUUGUUAGAGAUCGUUUUCCCUUCAAGGAGUUCUUCUCUGAUGCUCCACAUCCAGUAUUUACUGGGGAAUCUUUUGAGAAAGAUAUGAGGGCUGCUAUGGGGUGCUUUCGUCAUCUCAAGACGAUGUUUCAAGAACUUGAAGAGUGUCGAGCAUUUGAAUUACUGAAGUCAACAGCUGAUAGAGCUAAUUACUUAAUGACCAAACAAGCUAAAAUUGUGGCCAUGACUUGUACUCAUGCAGCACUAAAGAGGAAGGAUUUCCUUCAGUUAGGUUUUAAGUAUGACAACUUGUUGAUGGAAGAAAGUGCCCAAAUUUUGGAAAUUGAGACUUUCAUUCCAAUGUUACUUCAGAGGCAGGAAGAUGGUCAUGCACGGCUUAAACGCUGCAUCUUAAUUGGUGAUCAUCACCAGUUGCCUCCUGUUGUGAAGAAUAUGGCCUUCCAAAAGUACAGCCACAUGGAUCAGAGUCUAUUUACUAGGUUUGUUCGUUUGGGUAUUCCUUACAUAGAGCUAAAUGCCCAGGGAAGAGCCAGGCCAAGUAUAGCUCAACUUUACAACUGGAGAUACAGAGAUUUGGGAGACCUUCCUUAUGUAAAGGAGGCAGACAUAUUCCAUAAGGCAAAUGCAGGAUUUGCUUAUGAUUAUCAGUUAGUGGAUGUUCCAGAUUACCUUGGUAAGGGUGAGACAACUCCAUCCCCUUGGUUUUACCAAAAUGAGGGAGAAGCAGAAUAUGUGGUCAGUGUCUAUAUAUACAUGCGUCUCUUAGGGUACCCUGCAAAUAAGAUAUCAAUUUUGACUACUUAUAAUGGCCAGAAACUUCUCAUCCGUGAUGUGAUAAAUAGAAGAUGCAUUCCAUAUGACUUCAUUGGUCCACCAAGCAAGGUUACCACAGUCGAUAAAUUUCAAGGUCAGCAAAAUGAUUUUAUAUUGCUAUCCCUUGUGCGAACUCGAUUCGUUGGUCAUCUUCGUGAUGUAAGAAGAUUGGUGGUUGCCAUGUCACGUGCUCGUCUUGGGUUAUAUGUGUUCUGCCGUCGUUCCCUUUUUGAGCAGUGUUAUGAGCUGCAGCCUACGUUUCAGCUGCUUCUCAAGAGACCAGACCACCUUGCCCUUAAUUUGAGUGAAAUUACAUCAUAUACCGAACGAAAUGUUGAAGAUCCCGGACCUAAACAUCAUAUUCAUCUUGUAAAUAGCAUUGAGGAGAUGGGUAGUAUCAUAGAAAGGCUUUAUCAGGAACGGUUGAGACAUCAGUUUGAGCAAAACAGGCCUUACUUUGGUCACAUAGAACCAACAGUAGGCACAAAUCAAGUGCAAAGCAGCCAGCAGACAUCUCACACUGAUAUGCAUGAACAGAAUGAAAGUGAGGUGGUCACGAUGGUUGAUGGGAAUGUGGCUGCAGAUAUGCAGCCUGAAAGCAAUAUGGAUGCACCUGAACCAUGCCAAAGUGAGGAAGAAACAAUGUUCGAUGGCCAUCUGGCCCAAGAAGUGCCACCUGAAAGCAACAUGAGCAUCCCUGAAUCUUGUAUCGUUGAGGAUGCUACAAUGGCUGAUGGUCAUGCGGCCCAAAACAUGUCACCCAAAAGCAACACGGAUGAUAUUACAAUGGUUGAUGGCAGUGCUAGUGUUCAAAAUGGGAGCUCAGCACCAUUGGAGCCAUAAAGAUCAGGAUCCAGGUUUUAGAGGUGCCACAAGGUAUUUGAAAGAGCACUAGACUUGGCAUCUUUUUCUGAUCAGUGCAAAUCCUUCGGUUGUGGGGAAUUCCUUUGCCGAGAUAAACCAUUACCAUUGAUAAGCUGUAUUAGAUUAUUAAAUAGCAAAUGAGGUUUUGGAUUCUGUAAUGAUAAACGUCAGCUGGGGGGUAUUUUGCAUUAGCAUGCUAGUCGUAUUGUUGUUCAUAGGAUGGUUUCUUGGUGUUUGCGUACGACGAGGAAGUAUUUAUUUCGUCAAAUUUUGACAGACAAUGAUGAAUCUUCAAUGUAGAUUAUUAACCUCUUUACAUUUAUCAGUGUAAGAUGUAUUAUUAUUU
Messenger RNA from Arachis ipaensis, 5409 nucleotides. Its product is annotated as P-loop containing nucleoside triphosphate hydrolases superfamily protein. Lineage: Eukaryota; Viridiplantae; Streptophyta; Magnoliopsida; Fabales; Fabaceae. Gene Ontology annotation, biological process: mRNA splicing, via spliceosome. Gene Ontology annotation, cellular component: catalytic step 2 spliceosome. Gene Ontology annotation, molecular function: mRNA binding; helicase activity. The record is from RefSeq and is a predicted model, not a curated record.